Molecule: messenger RNA, 4189 nt
Organism: Kogia breviceps (pygmy sperm whale)
Lineage: Eukaryota; Metazoa; Chordata; Mammalia; Artiodactyla; Physeteridae
Source: RefSeq, a predicted model, not a curated record
GCUGCGAGAGGGGCGGUUGCUGGGGGAGGGGGCGCGGGGUGAUUCAGCGCCCGGCGAGGCGGAAGCGGCCGGAGUAGGAGGAGGGGGGAGAGGCCAGUCCGCGCCUGGGCGCCCGGGGUGGCACGAGCCCGCGGCCCGAGUGCGAGGCGGAGGCGAGGAGGCCGCGGGGACUGGAGGCGAGGCCGGCCGGGCCCCCGCAGCCAUGGAGAACGCGCACACAAAGACGGUAGAGGAAGUGCUGGGUCACUUCGGCGUCAACGAGAGCACAGGGCUGAGCCUGGAGCAGGUCAAGAAGCUCAAGGAGAGAUGGGGCUCCAACGAGUUACCGGCUGAAGAAGGAAAAACCUUGCUGGAACUUGUGAUUGAGCAGUUUGAAGACUUACUAGUUAGAAUUUUAUUGUUGGCAGCAUGUAUAUCUUUUGUUUUGGCUUGGUUUGAAGAAGGUGAAGAAACAAUUACAGCUUUUGUAGAACCCUUUGUGAUUUUACUUAUAUUAGUAGCCAAUGCAAUUGUGGGUGUAUGGCAGGAAAGAAAUGCUGAAAAUGCAAUCGAAGCCCUUAAGGAGUAUGAGCCUGAAAUGGGCAAAGUGUAUCGACAAGACAGGAAGAGUGUACAGCGGAUUAAAGCUAAAGACAUAGUUCCUGGUGAUAUUGUAGAAAUUGCUGUUGGUGACAAAGUUCCUGCUGAUAUAAGAUUAACUUCCAUCAGAUCUACUACUCUAAGAGUUGACCAGUCAAUUCUCACAGGUGAAUCUGUCUCUGUCAUCAAGCACACUGACCCCGUCCCUGACCCACGGGCUGUCAAUCAAGAUAAGAAGAACAUGCUCUUUUCUGGUACAAACAUUGCUGCUGGCAAAGCCAUGGGAGUGGUGGUGGCAACUGGAGUUAACACUGAAAUUGGCAAGAUCCGGGAUGAAAUGGUGGCCACGGAACAGGAGAGAACACCCCUCCAGCAGAAACUAGAUGAGUUUGGGGAACAGCUGUCCAAAGUCAUCUCCCUUAUAUGCAUUGCGGUCUGGAUCAUAAACAUUGGACACUUCAAUGACCCAGUUCAUGGAGGCUCCUGGAUCAGAGGUGCUAUUUACUACUUUAAAAUUGCUGUGGCCCUGGCUGUAGCAGCCAUUCCUGAAGGUCUGCCUGCUGUCAUCACCACCUGUCUGGCUCUUGGAACUCGCAGAAUGGCAAAGAAAAAUGCCAUUGUUCGAAGUCUCCCUUCCGUGGAAACCCUUGGUUGUACUUCUGUUAUCUGCUCAGACAAAACUGGUACACUGACAACGAACCAGAUGUCAGUCUGCAGGAUGUUCAUUCUGGACAAAGUUGACAGUGAUACUUGUUCCCUUAAUGAGUUUACCAUAACUGGAUCAACAUAUGCACCUAUCGGAGAAAUACAUAAAGAUGAUAAGCCAGUGCAGUGUCAUCAAUACGAUGGUCUGGUGGAACUGGCAACAAUCUGUGCUCUCUGCAACGACUCUGCUUUGGAUUACAAUGAGGCGAAGGGUGUGUAUGAAAAAGUUGGAGAAGCUACAGAGACUGCUCUCACUUGCCUGGUAGAGAAGAUGAAUGUAUUUGAUACUGAAUUGAAGGGUCUUUCUAAAAUAGAACGAGCAAAUGCCUGCAACUCGGUCAUUAAACAGUUGAUGAAAAAAGAAUUUACUCUCGAGUUUUCACGCGAUAGAAAAUCGAUGUCGGUUUACUGUACACCAAACAAACCAAGCCGGACAUCGAUGAGCAAAAUGUUUGUGAAGGGUGCCCCCGAAGGUGUCAUUGACAGGUGUACCCACAUUCGAGUUGGAAGUACUAAAGUCCCCAUGACUCCUGGAGUCAAACAGAAGAUCAUGUCUGUCAUUCGGGAAUGGGGCAGUGGCAGCGACACACUGCGAUGCCUGGCUCUGGCCACUCACGACAACCCACUGAGAAGAGAAGAGAUGAACCUGGAGGACUCUGCCAACUUUGUUAAAUACGAGACCAAUCUGACUUUCGUUGGCUGUGUGGGCAUGCUGGACCCUCCGAGAAUUGAAGUGGCCUCUUCUGUGAAGCUGUGCCGGCAGGCAGGCAUCCGGGUCAUCAUGAUCACGGGUGACAACAAGGGCACCGCUGUGGCCAUCUGCCGGCGCAUUGGCAUCUUCAGGCAGGACGAGGAUGUGACGUCAAAGGCCUUCACGGGUCGGGAGUUUGAUGAGCUCAGUCCUCCAGCCCAAAGAGAAGCCUGCUUGAAUGCCCGCUGUUUCGCUCGAGUUGAACCUUCCCACAAGUCUAAAAUUGUAGAAUUUCUUCAGUCUUUUGAUGAGAUUACAGCCAUGACUGGAGACGGUGUGAAUGAUGCUCCUGCUCUGAAGAAAUCUGAAAUCGGCAUUGCCAUGGGCUCUGGCACCGCGGUGGCUAAAACCGCCUCUGAGAUGGUCCUGGCUGAUGACAACUUCUCCACCAUCGUGGCUGCCGUGGAGGAGGGACGGGCGAUAUACAACAACAUGAAGCAGUUUAUCCGCUACCUCAUCUCGUCCAAUGUCGGGGAAGUUGUUUGUAUUUUCCUAACAGCAGCCCUUGGAUUUCCUGAGGCUUUAAUUCCUGUCCAGCUGCUCUGGGUCAAUCUGGUGACAGAUGGCCUGCCUGCCACUGCACUGGGGUUCAAUCCUCCUGAUCUGGACAUUAUGAACAGACCACCCCGGAACCCAAAGGAACCACUGAUCAGUGGGUGGCUCUUUUUCCGUUACCUGGCUAUUGGCUGUUAUGUUGGCGCUGCUACCGUGGGUGCUGCUGCGUGGUGGUUCAUUGCUGCUGAGGGUGGUCCGAGAGUGUCCUUCUACCAGCUGAGCCAUUUCCUACAGUGUAAAGAGGACAACCCGGACUUUGAAGGAGUGGAUUGUACAGUCUUUGAAUCCCCGUACCCAAUGACAAUGGCGCUCUCUGUUCUAGUAACCAUAGAGAUGUGCAACGCCCUCAACAGCUUGUCUGAAAACCAGUCCCUGCUGAGGAUGCCCCCUUGGGAGAACAUUUGGCUCGUGGGCUCCAUCUGCCUGUCCAUGUCACUCCAUUUCUUAAUCCUCUACGUGGAACCCUUGCCACUUAUCUUCCAGAUCACACCACUGAAUUUGACCCAGUGGCUGAUGGUGCUGAAAAUCUCCUUGCCUGUGAUUCUAAUGGAUGAGACCCUCAAGUUUGUGGCCCGCAACUACCUAGAACCUGGUAAAGAGUGUGUGCAGCCUGCCACCAAAUCCUGCUCGUUCUCAGCAUGCACCGAUGGGAUCUCCUGGCCCUUUGUGCUGCUCAUAAUGCCCCUGGUGAUCUGGGUCUAUAGCACAGACACUAACUUUAGUGAUAUGUUCUGGUCUUGACUGACAGUUUUGCAUAAAGGUGAUGUUUAACUUAAUCAAUUAAUUUUUUUUAUUGUUUAAAGCAACUGUCUAUUUCUGCUGAAUUUUCACAUGAACAUACUGGCUGGUGAAGGAGGUUUCAUACUCUAGAUUUUGUUUUGCUUUUUCUGACUCCAGUGGGGCAAGAUUUUCCUUUUUUAUACACAUAAUUAAAGUGUCCAUUGACAUGUACAGAGAACUAACACUAUUUUAUGCAAAUAUUUUUUUGUAGAUGAAAAAGCAUGUACAGUGUUCUGUUUAAUACUCAUCCUUGUAUAAAAAAAAAUAGUUGAGCCAGCAGACAUUGUCAGCAAAUUAAUUGGCAGCAGAUUUUAGGAAAUGAAUGUGUGUGGUUUUUUUCUAAAACUAAAUAGCAUGUAUUGUGUCUUUUGCAUGAUCAUCUGGAUUUAAUCUGAGAUCACAGUCUAAUUUUUAUUCAUAAGCCAAUUUUUCUGCACUAAGCAGAGUACUGCUACCUCAGUCAGUAUUUUUUUUUUGGUUUGCCCCCACCCCCACCCCUUCACCCCUUGACCCUUGUUCACCUCCACCCCACCUCCACCCCCACCCCGCUCGGCUGCUUCUCCUGUAGGGUUUUGAUGGUUCUGUUUACAUCAGUCUUAACAAGAGGUAUGCUUGUUCUCGCUUGUGCAGAAAACAUUGUUCCAGAUUCAAUCGACUGGGUUCAUGUCCCCUCACAUAGUUUUUAAGGUUAUUUAUUUAAAUGUCUCAUGUAUUUUAUUGUAACAGACAUUGUUUUGCCAACAUUGCCUAUUUCAGUGGCACUUCACAAUCUAGUUUAAAAAGAAAAAUAAAACAUUUUAAAUGGACAGAGAAAAAUAA